Messenger RNA from Moneuplotes crassus, 836 nucleotides. Lineage: Eukaryota; Ciliophora; Spirotrichea; Euplotida; Euplotidae. The record is from the annotation of a GenBank genome assembly.
GAAAUAUCAAAAUGUCAAGUGUAACUAUUAAUAUCGAGUCUAUUCCAUUCAUGAAGUCUAUUGCCAAGAGAUUAAAGACCAAAAUUAAGAAAAAUUUAAAACCUGAUAUGGAAUCGCUGACAAGAAAAGAUGCUAAGAUUAGACAGAAGAUGCUUAAUAAACUAGAUAAGCGGUUAACAAAAAUCAAGCUUGAAACAAGUGAUAAAAGAUUUAGAGUUUUCACUUCAAAGGGAAAUCGAGUCUCAAUUUUUGAUAAGAAAAGAGAAAGUCAUAGCCCAUAUUGCUCCUCAUUAAUUGUAUCCAGGUCGUUGUCAUCUUCUGAUUACUUAAACCAGGACAUAUCAAGCAGGAGGAGCAGGAAAACUCGAAAGCACAAAGCUCUUAGUACAAAUAACAGCUUUGCCAAGACAGGGUUCACUACCUCUCUGUCUACAAGAAAAGCAAGAGUGAAAGAAUUGUUAAGAAACAUAAACAUUAAAGUUGAAAAUCAGAAAUAAAUACUUCAAUAGAGCUAAAAUUCUACUCAAAAAGAAGAAAAAUUCAUUCCUCAAGGACCAGAACCAUAAACGAGAUUUGAUCAUUAGCGAUCUUAAUAAGAACUUCCCAGGGUCGGUGAUUCCCAAAGUGGUUAAAAAUAACCUUAUAAAACAGAAGUACAAGAGCAUUAACAGAAGUAUUAAAGAGUCUAUUGAGGUUAAGGAGAAUAGAGAGUGGAAGCUCACUAAUCUUAUUAGAGAUAUCAAGAUUGAAGAUAAGAUCAAGCAAAUGCUCUUUAGGCAGAACAAGCACUAGAAACUCUCACAGUUUUAUAAUAGAAUUUCAAUUUUGAGAAUGGA